AUGUUCAUGGAUGCAGCCAGAGUGAAACCUGCUCGUUCCACCAACCCACCGAGCGAAGUUGAUCGGCUAAGCAGUUUGCCAGAUUGCUUGAUUUUACAGAUAUUCUUAAAUCUUCCAACCAAAGAUGUGGUUCAGACUAGUGCGUUGUCCACCAGAUGGACAACUCUCUGGAAAGACGUACCUGGUCUGGAUUUGGACGCCGAUGAUUUCUAUAUACGCGAAACAUUCGUGAGUUUUGUCGAUAACUUUCUUGAACGCAACUACGGUUUGUCCAUACAUCGGUUUAAGUUAAAGUAUGAUUCUUUUUACUUUGAAGAGCCUGCUGGUCUUAUCAACGGCUGGGUCGACACUGCUGCUAGGCUUAAAGUUCAACAUCUCGAUGUUUCGGACAGUUUUUCCGAAUGGGAUCCCAUGAUGAAUCCAACAGUACUUUACACUUGUAAUAACUUGGUGUCCCUAAGGCUCGUGGGAAUGGGCUUACCGAAUCCCGAGCGUGUUUCUUUACCUUCUCUCAAAACAUUGGUUUUAAUCCUCAUUGAUUUUACCAAAAAACAUUUUUGGAAGAAAACUUCUACCUCCAAAAAAUCACGUUUGUACUUGUGGGAAUAA
Brassica napus (rape) is the source of this 609-nucleotide messenger RNA. RefSeq names its product F-box/LRR-repeat protein 13-like. The transcript has a single exon. The record is from RefSeq and is a predicted model, not a curated record. The coding region runs from base 1 to 609 and encodes 202 amino acids. NCBI's taxonomy places the organism in Eukaryota, Viridiplantae, Streptophyta, Magnoliopsida, Brassicales, Brassicaceae. Gene Ontology annotation, molecular function: protein binding.